CCAAGAGAUAGAAGAAACAUGCAAGUGGGAGAGGGUUCCGAUGAUUAUAGUCGUCCCUGGUUUCGAGUUGGACAGUUCAGUUCAUUUGGUUGGUAGAGGCGAACGAUGGUGCAUAGCACGACAGCUGAUUCUGGACAGUGUUGCGUCGUCUGAUCGUUUCUCUUCGCUGUCAGUUGCAGUUCAUACUGCGAAUCGGUUAGCUGCUUUACGUUUUGAUUUUCAUUUAUACGUGCUCGCAGAAUAUAACUGAUUGCAAUCUUUAUUAAAUAUUAUUUUCGAAAACAAAUACCGUUUUGCGAUUCGAAAAAUUCCUUAUUAAUAAUUGGAAAGCGAAGACAAGGAUUAAAAACACAUCAUAACUACGGCCUAUCUAGUUGCUUUUCACUUUAUUGUAAUUUUUGUGAUCAUUAUUUCUUUCUAACGCGAUUGCUGUGCAUGGUGAAGCGUCAGAAGAAAGGGCGGAGAGAUAGAGAAUGCACAGUAUCAUCAUCAGGGUAUGAUUUCGAACGCCGUUUGGAUACCUAAAUUUACCUUCGACCGAUGCAUCAGGAGAUGAUGGCAGAUUUAAAAAAUCUUGCAUUGACCGGUGGAGGAGGAUCUAGAUACAGUGGCGAUGAACAAGUACAGUUCAUUCCAGGUGGAAGUCAUCAGGUGACAAUUAAAUCUCCUCCACCUUCCCUGCAUUUGGAAAAUCUCAAUAAUGCUGUCCUCAGUAACUCGCAAAAUAAUCUUCACUGCAAUUGCAAUGGUAGCGCAUCUAAUGGUACUGCGGCUUCAAUGUGUAGCAAUAGCAUGUUCGCAAGAAAAGUACCAAAUCAUAGUCCGGGACAGGAUGGCAAAAGGCCGGCAGUAACGCUGACGCAUUUACCGAAGAGGCCACCGGUUGACAUUGAGUUCAAGAAUCUAGCGUACAGCGUGUCAGAAGGCAGAAAAAGAGGAUAUAAAACAAUCCUGAAAUGUGUAAAUGGAAAAUUUCGAUCCGGAGAAUUGACCGCCAUCAUGGGUCCUUCAGGUGCUGGAAAAAGUACACUUAUGAACGUUUUGGCAGGGUACAAGACAUCUCAUCUAAGUGGUUCUGUUCUGAUAAAUGGAAAAGAUAGGAAUCUUAGGAGAUUUCGAAAAAUGUCUUGUUACAUAAUGCAAGAUGACCGUCUGUUACCUCAUUUAACGGUUUAUGAGACAAUGACGGUUUCUGCUAAUUUGAAAUUAGGAAAAGAUAUCAGCGCAACGGCAAAAAAAAUUGUGAUCGAAGAAAUAAUCGAAACGCUUGGCCUAAGCGAUGCGAGCAAUACACAGACUCAUUGUCUUAGCGGAGGGCAAAGAAAAAGAUUAUCGAUCGCGUUGGAACUUGUUAACAAUCCUCCGGUGAUGUUUUUUGAUGAACCAACUUCUGGCUUGGACAGUUCAACUUGUUAUCAAUGUUUAAGUUUGCUCAAAUCAUUAAGUAGAGGAGGAAGAACUAUUAUAUGUACGAUACAUCAACCAAGUGCACGAUUAUUUGAAAUGUUUGAUCAUUUGUACCUUUUGGCCGAGGGCCAGUGUAUAUAUCAAGGAAAUGUUGGUGGGCUGGUACCCUUUCUAUCAUCAGUGGGCUUAGAAUGUCCCAGUUAUCAUAACCCAGCGGAUUAUGUUAUGGAAGUGGCAUGUGGAGAACAUGGAGAAUGUGUGCAUAAAUUAGUUAUGGCUGUAAAUAAUGGUAAAUGUGCUAAUUAUCAACAUUAUCAAAGUACUAUAAAUGCGGUGCAAACUGUAUCGAAUGAUAUCGCGAAGGAGUCUCCGCAGCAAGAAACAAAAUCUGAAACUGCUUUAAUACCAAACGGUGUAGCAAAACAACCAAAUAGCGGAACAGUAAUUAACAUACCAAUUUCUUGCACGACUUCUUUAUUGGAUAGUGCAGAAAGUAUUGAGCAAAAAGUUGGCUUUCCAACAAAUAGUUGGACUCAAUUUUGGAUCCUUCUUAAAAGGAUAUUCUUGUCACAAAUAAGAGACAUGACAUUAACGAGAGUAAGGCUGAUUUCCCAUAUAAUUGUUGGGUUUCUCAUUGGUGCAAUUUAUUAUGAUAUCGGCAAUGAUGCUUCACGAGUAAUGAGCAAUGCCGGCUGCGUUUUCUUUACGGUAAUGUUUCUCAUGUUCACCGCAAUGAUGCCUACCAUUCUUACAUUUCCAAUAGAAAUGGCAGUAUUUGUAAGAGAACAUUUAAAUUAUUGGUAUUCUGUAAAAGCUUAUUAUCUUGCAAGAACUUUAGCCGAUGUACCUUUUCAAAUAGUAUAUUCUAUAGCAUACGUCAUAAUUGUAUAUUUCAUGACGUCGCAACCAUUGGAAACAAAUAGAUUCAUGAUGUAUUUAACUAUAUGUAUAUUAACAGCAUUAGUUUCUCAAUCUAUCGGUUUAGUGAUAGGAUCAGCGAUGAGUGUGGAGGUAACACUUCAUUUGUAUAUAAUGUCAUCGAUAUUUUUUAUUGUUUUUCCAAAAUUUAAUAAAAAAAAUUUUUUUCAGACUGGAGUAUUCAUUGGCCCUGUAUCGUCAGUGCCAAUUGUUUUGUUCUCCGGUUUCUUUGUUAAUUUUGAUGCCAUUCCAAAGUAUCUAAAAUUUCUUUCGUACGUAAGUUAUGUUAGAUAUAGUUUUGAAGGCACCAUGAUUUCUGUGUAUGGUUAUAAUCGUGCUAAGCUCAAGUGUUCCGAUGCGUACUGCCAUUUCAAGAGCCCGACGAAGUUCCUCGAAGAAAUGUCGAUGCAAAACGCCGUCUUUUGGCAGGACGCGGUUGCAUUGACAGGCUUUUUGCUUACCUUGAGAGUGAUCGCCUACUUUGUACUGAGACUGAAGUUACGAUCUCUUCGUUAAAACGUGGCGAUAAUAUAAUCGAUAAUCAAUAGAUCAUCGUAUUACGAAUAUUCGUUUCAUCUCAAUCUUAAGAUAUUAAAAUCUUUGGAAAUUGCUGAUUCUAAAUUUCUAUUUUUUUUUUUUUCAUUGAAAAUAAAAAAAUUUGGACAUUUCAGCAAAAUUAUAAAACAUAUAUGUAUGUAGAAUGACGAAAUAUUUUAAUUUUUAUUUGUUUUUGUUUUUAUUUGUUUUGUACCAAGAUUUUAUAUUUAUUUGAGCUCGUCUCAUAGAUUUGCUUGUGUUUUGAUUAUGUAAUGACAAAACCAUAAAAUCAUUUUUAGAAACCGUAUUAUAAUUAUAGAGUCCUUCAUUACUUUGAAUUUUGUUAAAAAUAUCGAAGUUUAAAAAACCUGCACUCUUAAUUAUGUGCUUUAAAUAAAUUGCAAUUAAUAUAAUUUAAAUACAAGGAAAGUUAAACAAAUAUUUAUAUUUUAUGAAGAUUUUGUUUUUGUUGUACCCUCAAGUUCAAUUUAUACAAUUUAUACAUUAAUGCAAAAUGUUGAAUUUGGAAUGUUAAAGUGACUAAAAUCAAUUCGAAUAAGAUAUUGAGAAUAUGUGAUUUAUUGAUUAUUUUAUGUUAUACGGAUAUGAUAUUUUGCAAUAAGUCUCUCGAUCGGCAUUAAGCGGUCGUUUUUAAUUCUUCUGAAGAUAAUUCUAUACGAUUUUAUUAUUUUCAAUUCUCUCAUUCUUGUAUAUAAAUAUAGAUAUAACAUCCAAAUGCAUCAUGACAUUGAACGAGACUAACAAUAAAAAAUACAGAUAAAUGGUACGCAUAGAGAGUUUAGGCAUUUUUAAUAAAUUAGAAUACGCAAAAAUAGCGUGAAAUUGUAAAUCAUUGAUAAUAAACAGAAAAGAGACCAUCAUUGGUACUAUGUAUUUUAUCGAAAUGCAACAUUGAUAGCCAAUUAUUACAAACUCGCCAGGAGCCUUAGGCCCAUUCAAGACUCAUGGUCCCUCCAACGAGCGCGUGUGUAUCACGCGAAUAACAUAGACUUUUUUUUAUAGAAAAUAAGCAAUAGAAAAUUUACAAAUCAAAGAUUAGAAUAGAUCCUCUAUUGUUCUCACAUUUACAUCGAUAGUUAUAUUCACUUAAUCUACAAAAGAUAUCUCGAAGAUAUAUCAGCAAAAGAAACGACCAAUAAUCGUUUAACAUAUCGGACAAAAAUAAAUUUUAGCCAACAUGUUGAAGCACCAAAAAUUAAUUUAUCUUGCCCGAUAUUUAUGUAUGUAUAUCAGCGAGAUAUUUGAAUAUUUGUACUAAAUCAAGGUCGCGAACAAUCCUUACUAUAUUGUCAUUCCAUUUAUAGAUAAUUCAAUAAUUAUAAUAUUUAAGAGGCGAAAAAUUAUAAAACAUAAUAUUGUAAAAAGCUCACACCUGACCAAUCACUAGCUGCCUGUGCGUUUGCUUCUAAGUCUGGAGUGCUGAAUUGUUACAUUUAUUAUAAUAUAGUCAUUUAAUUAAAGAGGUGAGGGAAGUAUAUUAUUAAAAAAAGAAAAAAAUUAGAAGAAAAAAAAAAAAAAAAAAAAAAGAAGAAGAAGAAAAAUAUAAUAGAAUGUGACAAAAAGAUUAUUCUGAUUUUGGAAACUUUUACAGGAGUUUUUGUUCACGGCCUAUGCAUUAUUCUAACUGCUACAAAUUCAUUUACUUAUGACUGGAGAACAAAAAGAAGAAAAUAAAAAAUUAAUACACUUCUUCUUUAACUUACAGUUAGAUCUCAUAUCAUGUUUCAUAAUAAUCAUAAACAUGUUUAAAUAAUUAUAUAAUUAUAAUAAUGUUAUUAUUAUAAUAUUAUUAUUAAUAUUUAAUAGCGUUACAUUUAAGUUUAAUUUUUUAAAUUUUAAAUCAAUUAAAAAAAUUAUUACAUAAAUAUUUUUAUAUUUCAAUAUCAAAUGUAAAUUAGAUUUAUCACUUUUUUAUUAAAAUUUAUUAUAUUAUAUAUUAUUAUUCUCUUUGAUGUUGAGUUAUUCCUAUUUUAUUCUAAUUAUGAAUAUAAAUUGUAUUCUAAUUAUAUAAUGUAUAAUUAUUAGAUAUUUUUAAUCUUAAAUCAGUACUUAUUGUAAACUUAAAUGCUUAGAAUUUGUACUAUAAAAUAUUAGAAAAUUCUUAUUUACUUAAUCAUUUCAAAUUGAAAUUUAAGUUUAUUUUUAAUUAUUCAAAAUUAAGAAUUAAAUAAAUUACAAAUUUUGGAAUUUUCAUUGGACAUUAAUUUUAAUAUCAUUGCAUAAUUUAUUUUUUCAUAUACUAAAUAUUAAAUGAGAAAAUCGUAAUACGAAAAAAAAAUCUAAUAAAUAUAGGGCAAGAGUAGAAAAAAAUAGGCCAAAAAUUUCCAUACUUUUAGAUUGGUUACAUAUUUAUUAUUUAUAUUUUUACUUAUCAUUAUAUAAAUAAACAAAUUAAUCGAAUUUAUACAUGAGAAACAACGAUAUACUGUAUUACACGUAUGAAUAUUUUGUUCUCAUUUUAUUUUUAUCAUUACAAAGAAAUUAAUAUGAAAUAUUAUGCUCUAAUCAAAUCAUCGAUGUUAAAUAUUAUUUGUAUUUCAUUUCGAAUACAUUUUAGGAAUAACUUGGAAUGUCUGUGAUUCAGUAUCGUCAAACAAUUGUUUGAUUAUACGAGAAUAAAAUUUUAUGAAAUGUAUAUAUAAAAUGAUGUAAACAUAAGAAAAUUAAAAUGGAAAUGGGGUAAUAAUAAGAUAUUGAAAUUAUCUAGAUAAUCAGAUACGUAUAACGAUUAUUUAUUUUCAUUUAAAAAAAAUGUUGCUUACCUGUUUAGAUCUUGGUUCGCAUUCAUCACGUGACGAAAAUGAACUGUACAAAAUCUGGAAGUAACUCAAUUCUAUUGUACCAUAGUUAUAUCUAUAAUCUUAAUACAUAGAUUUACUUAUAAAAGUAAUACAUAGAAAUAGGCUAUAUGUAUAUGUAUACAUAUAAAACCAAGGUUUAAACAUAACAUUGACCGAUUCAUUUGAAACUGAAUAUUCGUUUAUUAUUCAUUUGUAUUAUUGAAAUUGUUUUUUUAUUUCUUCAUGAGUUUUUAAUUUUUUUUUUUAUAAUACUGCGUAAUCGCAUACGUAACUGAAAAUUAAUAGAUGUAAAAGCAGUAAAAUGUUAAGUUCAAUUCAUACAAAUCCACGCGUAUUGUGUUCAAGGCUCGCGAGAAUUGAGACUGUAAUAGUGAACAAAAAAAUUUUUAAUUGCAUGUGACCAUCUUGCGAACAAAACUAUCAAACUGCUGCUAAAAAAGAAUUUGAAUAAUAUACUAUCAUAUUUGCAUAUAGACGCGCAGCAUAAAAGAAUUCAUUAAGACAGUUUCGCUUUUAGGACACAUAUUUCAAAUGUACAAUAUACAAUGUAUAUUGUUCGAUCAUAUAUCGCAUACAUUCAUGACACUUUUUUCAAGUAUUGUAAUUUUAUAUAAACAAAAAAUUAUAGGUACGUGUGUAAGAUUGUGCGUUUGUGGGUAUGAACAUCGAAAACAAAUAAAGAUACGUGUAAAACAGACAAAAGAAUUUAAAAAACAAAUAUACACGCAGGAGGAGAAGAUUGCAAAUCCUUAUAAGAUUUUUAAAUGUAAUAUUUCGUAUUCUAAACCAAGAAUGACACAUUUAUACUAAAGCACAAAUGAAUAAAAGCAUCUGUAUAACGUGUAAAAAUAUAACGUUGUUAUCUUUAUUCAAAAUUUAAUAUUAAAUAUUCAUUAUCAUUAAUUGGCAUAAUUUAAAUAUGAGAUUUAAAAUUGUAAUAAAAAAAAUUCGUCAAGAACACGUGGUGUAAAAGCAACGAAUCUAAUGGAGGAAUAGUUAUUUUAAACUUGCUUUUAUCAAUGCUGCCAAAGCAAGACAUCUUCGAAUUUUUCAUUUCUUGCAAUUUAAGAUCAGUAUAUUAUAGAAUACAAUAAAGUAUUUAUUUCAUUAUGAUAUGUUUAAUUUCAUAAUAUUAAUUUUUUUAAAUAUUUUUUUAUCUCAUUUCUUACAUUAUUUCAAACAAUUUUUGAAGUAUAUUUUAGAAUACUAUUUUAGAAAUUUUAUAAUUAAGUUGGUAAGAAAUUGAAUGCAGUUUAUAGAAUUCGUUCUAAAUCUAUCGCAAUCAAUUGAGCAAUAACUAAGGAAAUCCAGAAAUUUCAAGAAAUAUGGAGAAACCUAUAGUUCGUGCAAGAGUAGUGAAAGUUCUUGGCAGAACAGGUUCUCAAGGGCAAUGUACGCAAGUCAAAGUGGAGUUUUUGAAUGAGCAAAACAGACAGUUAAUUCGGAACGUGAAAGGUCCUGUACGAGAAGGAGACAUUCUAACACUCUUAGAAUCUGAAAGAGAAGCCAGACGACUUCGUUAGUACAUUUAAGAAUAAAACUUUCUUCUCGAAAAUUAAGCAAAAAAUAUAUAUAUUAAACUGCUCCAGAAAAAAAGAGAGAAAAAGAGAAUGAUGAUUAAUAUCGACUCUCUUAUAUACUAUUUGGUAUGUACACAAAAGGAAGGAAAAAAUAACGUUUCUAAAUAUUUUUUAAACAAUUAAAGUCGAUAAAAUAUAAAUAUCAAUAUGCAUUUCAUUUCCUAGGUAUUAUUAUUGUUAGAUAUUAUAAAUAGAAACUAAUUGACAUUUGUUUUAGAACUCUGAUCAAUCUCUUUUUUCCUUAUAUGUUUCUAAUUUUAAUGAAAAAUUAUAUUCAUAAUUGAUGAAAUUGAUGAAAAUGAUAUAUAUGUACAUAUUAUUGUUAUACAAGUAUAACUGAAGUAUAUUUGUAAAUAAAAAUUAAUAAAAAUAAUUAAUAAUAAUAAAAAUUCAAAAAAUAAA
Apis cerana (Asiatic honeybee) is the source of this 7666-nucleotide messenger RNA. RefSeq names its product ABC transporter expressed in trachea (gene Atet). The record is from RefSeq and is a predicted model, not a curated record. Gene Ontology annotation, cellular component: plasma membrane. NCBI's taxonomy places the organism in Eukaryota, Metazoa, Arthropoda, Insecta, Hymenoptera, Apidae. Gene Ontology annotation, molecular function: ABC-type transporter activity; ATP binding; ATP hydrolysis activity. Gene Ontology annotation, biological process: transmembrane transport.